AUGUCAAGUCUGAAUGAUAAUGGAUUUGUCAAACACUUUGAAUUCAAAGAAUUUACAGAACUUAAAGAAAUCGGGAAGGGUGCGUCGGGUUUCGUCAUAAAAGGAAAUUACAAAAAAGGUGGUCAAAUAGUGGCCUUAAAAUGCGUUCAACAUCGAAACAGAAAAUCAAGUUUAAUUGAAAAAGAAAUGAGGUCAUUACAAGAACUAUCUUAUCAUAAAAACGUUAUAUCUUUCCUUGGUGUAUCUAUUGAUCAUGAAAAUGAAAGAUAUUUUCUUGUUCUUGAGUAUUGCGAAAAUGGAAAUUUGAGAGAAUACCUAAGGAAAUAUGAAUAUCAAUUAAAUUGGCCUAAAAAGAUAACGAUGUGUAGAGAUAUAGCACAUGGCUUACGAUGCAUUCAUAAUGAAGGGAUCACGCACCGAGAUCUACAUUCAAAAAAUAUCUUGAUACAUCAAGAUUCAAGAUUAAUUAUCGCGGAUUUUGGAUUGUCUGCACAAUUAUUAAAUGAAGCUGAAGCUACAUCUUCUAGCGUAUGCGGCAUGCUCCCCUACAUAGAUCCACAAGUUCUUAAUUCUCGUUAUCGACCAAAAAUGGAGUCGGAUAUUUAUUCUUUUGGAAUGUUAAUAUGGGAAAUAUCGACUUGUCGUGUCCCUCCUUUUGUGACUAUUGAUAAACUUUAUAAAAUGCUCACUAGUGACACCCCUCCAAUUAUAUCGGAAAUAAUUAUAAGAUGUUUAGAGUGUUUACCAGAAAAUAGGCCAAAAAUACAAGAAUUAGUAGAAAUUUUUGAUAAUUUGUAUAAUGCAAAUAAUAUAAGUUCGCCCAGUUCUCCUCGCCCUAUCCUUAUUUACACUCCAGUUAUAGAUUCACCAAUAAGUUCUCCUGGUUCUAAUUCUUUAUAUCGUACCGCUCCCGACAAUGAUAGUAAUACAAAUACAUCUGAAUUAUCAGAUUCUCCAUUUACGAAUAAUCUCAAUAAUCUUUUAAACCGUGAAUCUUAUAUUGUUCAUCCACCACCAUUACCACCAAAACCUCCUAAAAUAAAUACCGAUUUAUAUCCCCCACCGCCACCAAUACCGCCAAAACCUAAUAGAAAUACAUUAUACGGAUUCCAAACACCAUCACGGCAGGAACUACGAGCACCAUCACUACAAGAGUUACGGACACUAUCGCAGCAUGAAUUUCAACAAUCACCGCAGCAAGAACUGCUGAGAUCACCACAACAAGCACUAUUGACACCACCACGGUCACCACUACCAAGGCACGGAUAUGAUGCUUAUUAUUCAACAAAUAUGGCAAAUAUGGAAAAUAUAUUUUGUGAGGGCGAGGAUAAACUUACUAUUAAAGAGAUAGAAGGAACGCUCUUAGAAUUAAAAGCAAGAUAUGGCAAACCUGAUGUUGUUAAGGAAUCAUUCCAACGUUCACUUGAAUAUGAAGAUAAUAUUUCACAUUUUUUACAUUUAAUUAUCAGUAAUGAUAAUUUUCAAGGAAAAAAAGAAUUUAAGAGCAUAAUUAGUUGGUUAUUCGAUUUUGGAUUUCUUGGAAAGAUGAUUAAUGAGUUGGCACCUUUAGAACCAUUGUCAUCUUUAGAACCAUUGUCACCGAAGGUUUCACCAUUAUUCGCUUUAUCCUGCGUUCGAAAUUCGAUUAAUCAAAAUCAUGUCCAAUAUUUAUUACAAAAUGAAGCCGAUCCAACUUUAUUAUCGAAACCUUACGAACUAUCAGUUUUAAAUUUAGUAUUGCUUCGAAUGAUUAAUGAACAAGAGGAUCAUAGUUCUAUAAUUGAAGAAUUGCUUGAUCACGACGCAGAUGCAAAUGUACCUCUAGAUAUAAAUAAUCUUCAAUAUGAUCGAUAUUUUAUUAAGAGUAAACAGCACAAAACUUCCUUAUGCCCAAAAGUUCCUAAUUCUUUAUAUUUAUCAUUGUACCUUCCUGACAGAUAUAGGAAAAAGGUGAUAGGUUUAUUAAUUGAUAAAGUGGCGAUUACUCAAGUAGAUCAUGAAGGAAUAAAUGUUUUAGAGUACGCUGUUAAGGAAAAACUUUAUUCCGGAAUUAUAGAUUUAUUAAAAGAAGUAGAAGAAAAACUUCACAAAAGAGUCGCACGACAACUUGUUCAAAUAGAGCCAAGAGAAGACAUUUAUCAAAAUAUUAUAGCAAAUGCUAAUCUUCCAAUUAAAACAUCCAAACAUUGGGAUGAUUUACCAAAUAGUUUAUUUGCUUGCGUACAUAUGGAAAGGAUGGAACCCAAUAAUUUUGCAUACUUAAUUAAAAUUUUAAUUGAAAAUAAGGCAAAUUAUGAUAUGAAAUAUAGAGAUUUUAAUGUAUUACAUUAUUCAUUAAUAAUUCAUAAAUUUGAAGCAUUUAAAAAUAUCGUUAAAGCUAUACCAAAAAAUGAUGAAUGUUUAUCUCAAGGAAUUCAUUGGGUUCAAAAAAAAAAUUAUACAUUAACACCAUUAAAUAGAUUUUUAUUAGAAAUAACUCAAUGUAAUUUGGGAAUGACACCUUUAGCAAUUGAAACGGUUAAAUUAUUAUUAGAAAAAGGUGCCAACGCGGAUCUUUUCGUUAAAUCAGCCAAAGAUGAUCAUGAUAAAGAAAUUUUUCCCGAUUUUUCCAAUACACUUUUCUUGGCAAUUUAUUUACAAGAUAAAAUUGAUCGAGAUAUAAUUUUAUUAUUAAUUUAUUUAGGUAAAAUCAAUUUUACCACCAAAACGAUUACCACCAUUACGGCUUUUAAAAAUCUAAAUAUUUUACAAUACGCUAUAGCAUUACGUGAAAAUAUUGAACUUUUAAAAGUUUUAAUGGAAAAUGUGGUGGAAUUUAAUAAACAACCGUUAUUUAAGAGUGCGGAGAAAACAAGCAACACUAAAGUUAGAAAUUGGUUAAGAGAUCAUAAAAAAAAUUCGGAUAUAUUUAUUGUUGAGAAUCAAGAAAGAAUAACAAAAAAUAGACUUGGAAUUACAGUAUAA
Messenger RNA from Diversispora eburnea, 2964 nucleotides. Lineage: Eukaryota; Fungi; Glomeromycota; Glomeromycetes; Diversisporales; Diversisporaceae. The record is from the annotation of a GenBank genome assembly.